AAAAGUCCACAGAACUGGAAGCCGCGAAACUAAUUAAACAACUCUAACGAACCUUCGUCGCGGUAAUUUGGGAAUUUUUCGACGCAUUUAGAAUAUUACCGCGCGGAAACUGCGGUCUAUUUAUGACCAUUUAAUUAGUUAUUGAUGAACCCAUUAGUGCAACAGCUAUGAUGCGGGUAUAAAAGAUUGGCGCGUUUUGUUCGUGAGCAUUGCAUUGUCUGCUGCUAGGACCUCAUCAUGAAGUUUGUGCUCAUCGCUCUCGCUUGCGUGGUAGCCGUCCAGGCGUACGUCCCACGGGUGCCAGUGGUGCCGGUGCCGGCAGGUCACAGCGGGCACAGCGCGGGCGGCUCGUACGCCAACGCGGGCCACGGCGCCGGUCAGAGCGGCGGGUACAACAGAGGCUACCAGUCCGGCGGCAUGGCCCAGGGACACAACGUGGGACACGUUGAGGACGACUCGCAUCAGGAGUCCAGCCACCAUCACGCUGAGGACCACAACAUGGGAGGGUCGGUGAGCCGUGGCAGCGGUGGUCACAGCAACGGCGGUUACAACGGCUACGACCAUGGUCACAGCAACCGCGGCAGCCAGUACCAGUCCGGCUACCAGGGUGGCAUCAUCGGUUAACAAGUAACCACUAUCACGUGCAAUAUAUACGAUGAUCAUAACCGCGUGUUGUAUGUUCGUCCCGUAAUUAAAUAAUUUGCAAAUUA
Messenger RNA from Manduca sexta (tobacco hornworm), 710 nucleotides. Its product is annotated as cold and drought-regulated protein CORA-like. Lineage: Eukaryota; Metazoa; Arthropoda; Insecta; Lepidoptera; Sphingidae. Bases 238 to 624 code for a protein of 128 amino acids. The record is from RefSeq and is a predicted model, not a curated record. The transcript has 3 exons.